CACCCUACUAUACCCAACUGAUGGCCAUGGUGGGAUGCAUCCCCGCUUGCCUGACCCAACCCCUGCUGUGCCCACAGGUGGCCAUGGUGGAGGUGCAGCUGGACACAAAGUACCAGUACCCUCAGCCCCUGCUCAUCGCCUUCAGCGCCUGCACCACGGUCCUGGUGGCCGUGCACCUGUUUGCCCUGCUCAUCAGCACGUGCAUCCUGCCCAACGUGGAAGCUGUGAGCAACAUCCACAACCUCAACUCCAUCAGCGAGUCACCGCACGAGCGCAUGCACCCAUACAUCGAGCUAGCCUGGGGUUUCUCUACCGUUCUAGGCAUCCUGCUUUUCCUGGCUGAGGUGGUACUGCUCUGCUGGAUCAAGUUCCUCCCGGUGGAUGCCAAGGAUCAGUCAGUCUCCGAUAGCCACACGGGCUGGCAGGCCGCUCUGGUGUCCACCAUCAUCAUGGUACCUGUGGGUCUCAUCUUCGUGGUCUUCACUAUCCACUUCUACCGUUCUCUGGUGCGGCAUAAGACAGAGCGCCACAACCGUGAGAUCGAGGAACUGCACAAGCUCAAGGUGCAGCUGGAUGGGCACGAGAGAAGCCUGCAGGUGGUGUGAGCGAGGCCUUUGCGAUGUGAUACCAGCCUGCACGGGAGAGCAACCCUCAGGCCACCACACAGCCGGUAGGUGUAGCCAAGGGGGCUGCCAGACAAACCCGGGCUGUAUGAGAUCCACCAUGCAUCCCAAGAGCCUCAGUGGGAUUGCUAAACAGACUGCCCAGAUGCUGCUCCAAUAAUUCCAUCCUCCUGUCCUCGCAUGAAUAAGGGUCUAAAAGGAGUGAGAAAGCAUCGGUUUCAUCAUGGAAGCCAGAGGAAGAAACAUGACCACAUGGCCCGGGGGACUUCCUGAGUCCAGUCAAGCAUAUCAGAAAGCACUGUAGAUCUCAGAUAUCUGGACCUUGUGAUUGGCAGGGUAGGAUAGUGACUUCCCAAAGCCUGAUGGGGGGCUGGGGCUCAGGUGGGAGAGUGCCUGCCUAGUGUGCAGGAAACACUGCAUCAACCAGGUCAUCCCAGGGUCAUUGCAGUGAGAGGGAGGGGGAGGAAGGUAGACCAGGGGUUCAAAGUUGUUCUCUGCUACAUGGUGAGUUUGAGGCUACACGAAACAGUCAGACGCAUGCACAUGCAUGCAUGAGAGCUUGCGCACACACACAUGCACACACACACACACAAGAGCACAGACACCAUGCACACACGCAUGUGCACACAGACACACACAAAGAAUAAACUACUUGAGAGUGCAGAGGUGGGCCCGGCGCUGGCAUAGGGUAGCAUGGCUUGUGAUGAGAGACGGAUGUGUUAGCCAAUCUGUAGCUCAUCUCGGUUCUUUCCUCCCAACUCUGGAGAGGGUCCCGCGUGUUCAGGAUUCUGGGGCACACAGCAGCUCGACAAGGGUAACAGAUGCUGUUAUUGGAUUCGGAGUUGUCUGAUCCUGGUGUGGGAGGCCUGGCACAAUUGAUGACAAAUGUCCUAGAGUCCACCACCAUGGGCUGACUGAGAUGGACAGACACACA
Messenger RNA from Grammomys surdaster, 1557 nucleotides. It is a transcript of the gene Orai2, whose product is annotated as ORAI calcium release-activated calcium modulator 2. Gene Ontology annotation, biological process: store-operated calcium entry. Gene Ontology annotation, cellular component: membrane. The transcript has a single exon. NCBI's taxonomy places the organism in Eukaryota, Metazoa, Chordata, Mammalia, Rodentia, Muridae. The coding region runs from base 21 to 605 and encodes 194 amino acids. The record is from RefSeq and is a predicted model, not a curated record. Gene Ontology annotation, molecular function: store-operated calcium channel activity.